UGCCAGCUGUCCUCCUCGCGUACUCGGCUAGUGCUGGGCAACAGUGAGAAGCUCCCGUAGAGGAGGGUCUGGGAAUCUGGAAGAAAAAGGGUCUGUGGCUGCCAACAUGGGGUCGAUGCGUAUCCUCAUCAAAGGAGGGAAGGUAGUCAAUGAUGACUUCACCCAGGAAGCGGACGUCUACAUUGAGAACGGCAUCAUUCAGCAGGUUGGAAAGGAACUGAUGAUACCAGGUGGGGCUAAGGUGAUUGACGCCUCUGGAAAGCUGGUGUUGCCGGGCGGAAUAGACACCAGCGUGCAUCUGCAGCAGACUUUUAUGAACGCCAGCAUUCAGGAUGACUUCUACAGUGGGACCAAGGCAGCUCUGAUGGGUGGUACCACCAUGGUGAUGGCUCUGGUCCUGCCUGAACAACACUGCUCCCUGCUGGAUGCCUACGAGAAUUGCCGAGCCCUGGCUGACGCUAAGGCCUGCUGUGACUACGCUCUGCAUGUCGGGGUGACUUGGUGGGGGCCAAAGGUGCGCAGCGAGAUGGAGACCCUGGUGAGGGAGCAUGGCGUUAACUCUUUCCAGAUGUUCAUGGCCUACAAAGACAUGAUGAUGCUGAGGGACUCAGAGCUCUACCAGACGCUGCAGACCUGUAAGGACAUCGGAGCCAUCGCUCGCGUCCAUGCUGAGAAUGGAGAGCUGGUGGCAGAGGGUGCCAAAGAGGCUCUGGAUUUGGGCAUCAGUGGACCAGAGGGUAUUGAGAUCAGUCGACCAGAGGAGCUGGAGUCUGAGGCUACUCACAGAGCCGUCACCAUCGCCAACAGGGCUCACUGCCCGAUCUACCUGGUGAAUGUAUCCAGUAUGGCUGCUGGAGACAUGAUUGCUGCUGCUAAGAUUCAAGGUAAGGUGGUCCACGCAGAGACCACAGUAGCUCAUGCCGUGCUGAAUGGGAUGCAGUAUUACCACCAGGACUGGGCUCACGCCGCUGCCCAUGUCAUCGUCCCUCCUCUCCGCCUCGACCCCAACACCCCCAACUACCUCAUGGGCCUACUGGGAAGUGACACUCUGAGUGUCGUGGCAUCAGAGCACCGUCCGUUUACCAUCAAGCAGAGAGCUUUGGGCAAGGAGGACUUCACAAAGAUCCCUCAUGGAGUAGCUGGAGUCCAGGACAGGAUGAGUGUCAUUUGGGAGAGGGGAGUGGUUACAGGAAAAAUGGAUGAGAACCGUUUUGUGGCAGUGACGAGCUCUAACGCCGCGAAGAUCUACAACCUGUACCCACGCAAGGGUCGCAUCAUCCCCGGCGCUGAUGCUGAUGUGGUGGUCUGGGACCCAGACGCAACAAGGACGAUCUCUGUGGGCACUCAGGUGCAGGGAGGGGACUUCAACCUGUACGAGGGAUUGCGCUGCCACGGUGUGCCCCUGGUCACCAUCAGCCGAGGACGUUUGGUGUGUGAGAACGGCGUGUUCAUGUGUGCCGAAGGAUCCGGAAAGUUCUACCCUCAGCGCACCUUCCCUGACUACCUCUACAAGAAGAUGGUGCAGAGGGAAAAGACUCAGACUUAUAAAGGGGUCGACAGGGAUCCCUACUCUGGUGACGUGGCCAAGGUGGUAAACACCAUGAAGAAGGAGCUCGGGCUGGGCCCCAUAGACGGAGAGGCGGGCAACAAACCCUGUCCUCGGGCGCACCAGGGAGUUCGAGACCUCCAUGAGUCGUCCUUUAGCCUCUCAGGGUCUCAGGUCGAUGACCACAUCCCGAAGAGGUCCUCAGCCCGGAUUCUGGCUCCUCCCGGCGGACGCUCCAGUGGUAUCUGGUAAUCGCUGCUGCCGGAGCUUCAUCCGUCCAAGUCUACUUGUUUUGUAUAAAUCUGCGCAACCAGGAAAACUGCACUGAUUUUCAAUCACAGGAUUUAAAGUUAAGAGAGGAAAAUAAAUUGAAGCACUCGUCUGUGAUUGGUGAAGACUUAACUGAUGAUCAGUGAUCUGCCAAAGUGACUUUUACAAAUCUAAUUUGUGUUUUAAUUGGAGAGACUGACCUGAUUAAUUAUGUGAGAGUGAAGGGCUAUCUAUGAAUUAAAAAUGUUUUGCCAAAUUCAAGCUGAUCAUACUAACAUUGACAAAGUCUGCUCAUCCUCACCCUGCUUGUAUCCCGUAAAGAAUCGCAAACUAAACUGUGAAAGAUCAAAACCAGUACAGUUUUUAAUGGUUUGAACCGAAGUGAUGUCGACUGAAUUAUUUGAAAAUAGUGAAACUGGAUUCAGUGAAAUAUCUAUUAUACCCCCGUCUCACACACACACACACACACGCACACACACACACACACACACACAAACAUACAGUACACUGUAGACACCAUAGCUUUAGACUCAUAUGAAGAUGUGUGUGGAUUCUGUUUGUGAUUAAUCACCCACUUCGCUCGGCUUCCUGCUGCACCGUGGGUUCCCCAGACAGUGUUUUUAUUUCCAAUGGGUGAACUGUGCUGUGUGGUGAUGAAAUCCAACUGCUUCAAACACUGUGUGAUUUUACAGCUACACUCUCUAAAUAGAGUCCGACUCGACCCUAUCCAUCCUUUUGUUUUCACUGCCUGAAACAACACUCACAUAUCCCAAAAAAACAUCCUGCCUCACCUGCAACGCAGCAGGGUCUAUAGACUGAGUCACAGAAGUUUAAAACUUGUGGGCCAGUAUUGAUCCCACAACAGCUCAGUGUAAUCUGUCAUGAAAAUGUGGCGUCUGUAGACCUUGCAAAGUGCUAGAAGACUGAAGAGAAGUCAGUUUCUUAAAGCAAUGAUGAAGAGUAUGUGAUUUAAAGAUCAAAGUGGGGACAACAAGAGGAAAAUGCUUUCUGUUACUGCUGCUGAUAAUACAGAUCGUAAUAUGCUUGCGUGAUUUUCAUCAAUGAAGUUUAAUGCAGUGCCUUCUCUUUCGCUGAGGAGAUCACUUAGAGCUUUCUGAGUGAAAACAGGAGCUGCUAAAAACACCAGGAGGCCUCAUUUAUCAAAAUGUGUACAAAAGAAACUCUACAAUUCAGCGUAAAAAGGCAUAAGAAAACAUAAAGAAAAAGUGAUAAAACAUCGCUAACAGCUCUCUGAAGCAUUUUAGCGCAGAAGCUGGUGGAGACCAAAACAGUUAGAAGGAGAGUGAAUAUUGGACUUUGAUUCAUCAAGUCGCCAUCAAUGCAGCUUUAAUGACUAUUGUAAGGACUAUUUCAUGUGGAAAAAGUAGCAACUUCGAGAGAAAUGGACAAACAGCAGAGACAGAGAGGUUUAAACAAGUGGCUUUCUUUAAGAACAAGAAUGCUGUUUGAUUUAAAUGAAACUCAUCUGAAAAGAACGAUAAUCCUGAGUAUAAAUUGUCAAAUCGUAGGACAUCUAAUUUGACAAGUGGUUUAUCUGUGACUACACUUGUCUCCCACCAGGGGCUUAUUACACACUCAUGAACAUUAGUGGUUUUAAAUGUUCGCAUGUCAUCAAGCACAAAAAGAAUCUGAUAAAACAGAGUCUCUGUGUGGAAACGAGUAUUUAGUGUACAAAACUGUCCGUAUGCACAAGUGAUAAAUGAGGCCACAGAAUGUCAACAGAAGGCCAAGUAAGUAACCAAGAGAAGUUAUGUUAUGUUGUUGAUUUUCAGUAGCAUCUCGUGGGCCAUAUCUUGAAAGUGAGCUUCCUGUUUGUGGGAAAAUAAAAGGGAUUGGUAUCAGAGCAGUGAGUCUCCACAGAGCAGGACGAUUGAGCUGCACAGGCUAAAGGAAACCCCACUGAUCCUCUCACCUCCUGACGAUGUCUCAUUCCUGCCUAUCAGUAUUAUAUUUAUACAUGAACACGUCUUCUCGUCUGUGAACUAUAUAUUUAGUAUGUUUGUUCUGUUUUUUUAGUUGAAAGAAUAAAUGUGCCAAUGUGAAUCACCCAUGCCACACCCAUGCAUGAAGAGCACCACACAGAGGCGGAGGAGGGGUGAACUCUCCCCACAGGCUCACAACAACUGGUGCUGUUUUUUACUCUUACCAACAACAACAUUGUUUUAUCAUUGGAUGGUUUUGUUGUUUUGAAGGCACUGUGACUGGUCAGUGGCUGUGUGUGUUUGUAGAUUCUUGUUGUGUUGGACAGUGAACCUGUUGAAUCUGUAAGUGGCUGCUUGUUUCUUACCACGAAUAACAGCAAAAGAAUAAAGUGAGAAAAAAUACAUCUUGA
Messenger RNA from Epinephelus lanceolatus (giant grouper), 4169 nucleotides. Its product is annotated as dihydropyrimidinase-related protein 5-like. NCBI's taxonomy places the organism in Eukaryota, Metazoa, Chordata, Actinopteri, Perciformes, Serranidae. Gene Ontology annotation, cellular component: cytoplasm; cytosol. Gene Ontology annotation, molecular function: hydrolase activity, acting on carbon-nitrogen (but not peptide) bonds, in cyclic amides. The record is from RefSeq and is a predicted model, not a curated record.